AAGUGUGGAAAAUAUAUGUCACUUCACUUUCAGGUUCAAACCUGCCCCUCCUCCCCCUUCACCCCCCUGUCUUUGCCCCAGUUCUGCCGGUGCAGGGUAAUAAAAGCAUGUGAUCGCGGUGUGAGAUUGAACUCAGGUGUUUCUGUGCAGGAGGGAAAGUUGUCCUUGUCCUGGGAGCAGCGUCUCAUCAUCAUCAAGGGCGUGGCCAAGGCGUUCAUCACCUCCACACCGCCCCGUCCUGCUCCGUCAUCUGUGGCAACAUCUCCAGAUGUAACAGUGGCACCUAUGGUACAGCUGUACAGCAAGACCAUCGGACUGUACAACAAGCCCAACACCCUGAUCUGUCACGCGAAAGACUUCUACCCUCCGGAGAUUUCCAUCGAGUUGCUCAAGAACAACGAGGUGAUAUCUGAAGCCAAACAUUCAGAGAUGGCGUUCACAGAUAAGUGGUUGUACCGCGUCACCAGGUUCACGGACUUCACCCCAAAGAGUGGAGACAAAUACAGCUGCAGAGUGACCCACCAGGGACGGGAGAGGACGCACAAAUGGGAACCAGAUGUUUAAACCCAAGGCGGAGCCCAGGUCCAGGUCCAGGCCGAGGUCCAGGUCCAGCUCAGACGACGUCCUCGUCUCUUCUGUGAUCUUCCCUGGAUUUAAUGAACCGUCAACGUGUAAAAACAUUUUAAAACACCCUUUAAUUCAGCUGUGUUUUUUGGCUCCAGUUAGAGUAACUUUUUAAAGUAGAUGCGAACAGAAGGUUGGGGUUUUUAAUUCAAAGUAUUUCAGAUGAUAAAUGUCCUGAAUAAUGAUCACAGCAUUUGAUUCAAUGUACAGUAAGGAAAGCAAGUACUUUGCUGUCCACACUGAAUGCCAAAGAAAUCAAGAAAUAAAAAUAACAGAAUAUACACAGGAAUAAAAUAACAAAAUAUACACAUGAAUCAA
Messenger RNA from Cynoglossus semilaevis (tongue sole), 942 nucleotides. RefSeq names its product beta-2-microglobulin (gene b2m). The coding region runs from base 16 to 564 and encodes 182 amino acids. The transcript is spliced from 3 exons. NCBI's taxonomy places the organism in Eukaryota, Metazoa, Chordata, Actinopteri, Pleuronectiformes, Cynoglossidae. The record is from RefSeq and is a predicted model, not a curated record.